CAGGCAUGGACACUGAGGUGUUGGCACUUCCUUCAGAGGAUUCCUUGCCCUUACCCAGAGCACAGCAAAAUCCUCAAGAGAUGUUUGGUAAAUAUACAGUGUUUAAUUCUGAAAUCCAAAUACUGUAUAUAGAAUGUAGAUCAUUUGGUUAUAUUUUAUUUGCAGAACAAAACAUGGAGAGGCUUUCUGCCCUACUGGAUUCAAGCCCCUGUCCUGCUGAGCCUGAGAGAAGCGCAGCAUCAUCGUGGUCUGUUAGGCAGCAGAAAGCCUCUGACCGUUGGGAGGAAGCACGGCCGUACCACCUCAGAUGCCUUUUGGAAUCUGAGGCUGUUGGCAAGCCAUUGUGUUGCUUCUGCCACAAGCCGGCUGUUAUAAGGUGCAGAGAGUGCCUUCCGGAGCAGUGGUUUUGUGGGGCCUGCGACAUGCAUAACCACAGCAAACGGCCACUCCACAACAGGGACAGCGUGGUGGAUGGCUUCUUUAAAGCCAUUCCCCCAUCCACAUGUAUCUCAAGAGGAGAGACUGGAAUAUAUGCCACACAUGAGCAAGAUCGCAUUUUACCCACAAUGCCAGCACAGCACUGCACCUGCCAGGUCCCUAGCUUCACAGUGGAAGCUGGGAAACCAGUCAUCUUGAUUACCAUCAAUGGGCGUUAUGAUUUGCAUUUGCCACGUUAUGUGUGCCAAACAUGCCUGCAGCAGUGGGCCCCUGAUGUGAGAGACCUAGUCAGGAGUGGAUAUUGGCCAGCUUCUGCAAAUGCUUCCACAAUCUACACGGUGGACCUCCUCAACACCUUUCAGGAGCUGAAGUUGAUCUCACCUGGAUUCUCCAGGCAAGCCCUUGCAAAAAUGCUGGAACAUCGCACACUGUGUGCAGGAAGAGUAAGUGACAUCAGCAAUACUAUUUAUUAUGCUCACCAAUAUUGUCAGCUUGUCAGGGGGGGCCUGCCCUCGGGGUCUGACCGGGCCAAGUCUCGGGCAGGAAGGGCCCCCCCUUCCUGCCCUCGGGGUCCGACCGGGCCAAGUUUCGGUGCGGAGGUCCCAGUUAGGCCCUAGAAUAAGGUAUUAAAAUUUCAGGGCGGUAGGACCUUCCUAUCUCAAAAACUGUUUUUCCACCACAUUCUGAACCAUUAGGCCUUGCAGGCUACACUUCUGAGGGGCUUUGUCCAAAUGACA
Molecule: messenger RNA, 1175 nt
Organism: Gadus chalcogrammus (walleye pollock)
Lineage: Eukaryota; Metazoa; Chordata; Actinopteri; Gadiformes; Gadidae
Exons: 4
Coding region: 6-1055 (349 amino acids)
Source: RefSeq, a predicted model, not a curated record